AACUGUGACUAAGAAUUUGACAGUGAUGGCAAUAGACAUUAUAUUGUGAUUUUUUCAACAUAUUUAUAAUUGCUAAUUGCCAGUAUUAUGUAUGGAUACUCAAUGAAAACUUGCAUAAUAUUUUUGAAAAGCAAACCGUUGACACUAUCAUCGGGUGACAAAAUAACAAAUAUGUCAAAUUUGCUAAAUUCCAAGUAACAUUUUAUUAGAAAAUUAGAAAAUAUGCAUGUCCAACCUUUCUUUCCAUGAUGAUUGGCUAAUGCAAUUCGACGUUAUGAAUGGAAAAGAUAAAAAAGUGGAGAAAAAAGACGGAGUGGACUGUAAAUGUUAUGCGGAGUCGCACACUACCAAAGCAUGCCCUCCUAUUCGUAACGUGACCCAUCCUUUGCGCUACUACGAGUUUACGCAGGACGAAAUUAAAGCGCUCGAGCAAUGCGACAAGGAGAGCUUCUACCAGCGCUGUCUGCCUUUCAGCACGCUAUUCGCCACUGUCACAUACGCUGCCAUUAAAUUUGGGUGCUUGAAGAGAAACUCACAUUUCGGCGUCUACCCGAAACUGCUGAUGGCUGCGUGGAUGGGCUACCUGUAUGGAAGGAUCUCGUACACAGCUGAGUGUGACGCGAAACUACGCCAGCUGCCCGCCUCCAGCCAUCUCGGGAAUGUGAUGAGAAAAUACCACAUUGAGUGCGACCCUUCCCCUGGUCAUAAAAAAUAAUUUUCCUGCCUAUUUAUUUUACGGUGCUUCGUCAAGUUUUAUGCCUAUUUUGAAGGCGUUGCUAGUACCAAAGUGACAAUA
This is a messenger RNA of Galleria mellonella (greater wax moth), 796 nucleotides long. Its product is annotated as OCIA domain-containing protein 1-like. The coding region runs from base 227 to 715 and encodes 162 amino acids. The record is from RefSeq and is a predicted model, not a curated record. The transcript is spliced from 3 exons. NCBI's taxonomy places the organism in Eukaryota, Metazoa, Arthropoda, Insecta, Lepidoptera, Pyralidae. Gene Ontology annotation, cellular component: endosome.